Messenger RNA from Chaetomium globosum CBS 148.51, 294 nucleotides. RefSeq lists its product as uncharacterized. Lineage: Eukaryota; Fungi; Ascomycota; Sordariomycetes; Sordariales; Chaetomiaceae. The record is from RefSeq and is a predicted model, not a curated record. The coding region runs from base 1 to 294 and encodes 97 amino acids. The transcript has 2 exons.
AUGGCCCGGGCGUAUUUCUCACCCUACGCCCCCCGGCGACGGCGUUCUCCCCAGGUCGUGGUGGUCUGGGUCUCCAUGUUCGCCUUCAUCCUCUGGUUGACCUGGUACAUCACGACUCGCCACAAGGAGUAUGCCGACGAGUUUAUGCACCCUAGGGAGCAUGGCCAGGGGCCAUCGACAACCUGUUUGGGCGGCGGUCACCCGGCAUGCGGCAUGUCUGCUGGGCUCCAUGAGAUUCAGAGAGUCAAGGCUGCCAUAACGAAACAACAACAAGCUGGGUCGUCUCGGAGGUAG